CAGCUCCUCUUGCUUCCCUUGACUAACUGACGGUUCGCCGUCCAAAAUCGAACGACCCCCGCCGCAGAGCCUUAGCCGCCCCUCGCAAAAGCUCCCACCUCACACCUUUGCUCUCUACCUUUUUGUGUGCAGCCAUCAACUUGCUGGGUCUGACGUGGCAGCUGAAGCCCUCCGACGGUCCCGUGUUAAACAACGGACUGGGCGCCGGACUGCCUGUCAACAGUGACGUGGCCACACUGCCCUCUGGAGGGAGAGAUUAUGCAGUUUCUUUUCCCCUCUCUCCAGGUCCGUGGGCAGGCCGGAACAGUAGCAUAGACACUGGCAACAUUGAAGUGGGGCGGCGGGUGACCCAGGAAGUCCCUCCUGGAGUCUUUUGGAGGUCCCUGCUCUUCCUUAGCCAACCCCAGUUCCUCAAGUUCAACAUCUCCCUCGGGAAGGAUGCCCUGUUUGGGGUGUACAUUCGCAAGGGCCUGCCUCCAUCGCACGCACAGUAUGAUUACAUGGAGCGCCUCGAUGGGAAGGAAAAGUGGAGCGUGGUGGAGUCUCCAAGGGAGAGGAGGAGCAUUCAAACUGUGGUCCUCAAUGAGGCGGUGUUUGUCCAGUACCUGGACGCUGGUGCCUGGCACUUGGCUUUCUAUAAUGAUGGUCGGGAGAGGGAGACGGUUUCCUUCAGCACAAAUAUCAUGGAUUCAGUGCAAGAGUGCCCGCGCAAUUGCCAUGGAAACGGAGAGUGUAAUUCUGGAGUGUGCCACUGCUUCCCAGGAUUCCACGGCAUGGACUGCUCUAAAGCGGCAUGCCCGGUGCUGUGCAGCGGCAACGGCCAGUACGACAAAGGCUCCUGCGUGUGCUACAGCGGCUGGAAGGGGCCCGAGUGCGACGUCCCCGUGACGCAGUGCAUAGACCCGCUGUGCAGCGGCCACGGCACCUGCACCGAUGGAAACUGCGUGUGCUCCAUCGGCUACAAGGGGCCGAGCUGCGCAGAAGUCGACUGCUUGGAUCCGACGUGCUCCAACAACGGGAUCUGUGUGAACGGGGAGUGCCACUGUAAGCCCGGAUGGGGAGGGCUCCACUGCGAACUGCCGCGGGCCCAGUGCCCAGACCAGUGCCACGGCCACGGCGCCUUCAUACCAGACACUGGCUUGUGCAGCUGUGACCCCAAGUGGAUGGGACCCGACUGCUCUCUGGAGGUCUGCUCGGUCGACUGCGGAACGCACGGAGCGUGCAUGGGCGGAGCCUGCCGCUGCGAGGAGGGCUGGACCGGGGCGGGCUGCGACCAGCGGGUGUGCAACCCGCUCUGCAUCAAACACGGGACCUGCAAGGACGGGAAGUGCCAGUGCCACCAGGGCUGGAACGGAGAGCACUGCACCAUUGACCAUGGGAGCAUGGUUGACAAAGCAGACGGCUGUCCUAACUUGUGUAAUGGGAAUGGCCAGUGCACCAUGGGUCAGCAGAGCUGGCACUGUGAAUGUCAGACGGGCUGGAGAGGCCCAGGAUGCAGUGUUGCCAUGGAGACCUCCUGUGCCGACAACAAGGACAACGAAGGAGAUGGACUGACAGACUGCAUGGACCCAGACUGCUGCAUUCAGAGUCCGUGUCAGAACAGUCCCCUGUGCCGUGGCUCGCGGGACCCUCUGCAAGUCAUCCAGCAGAACCCAAUCUCCCAGGCUUGGGUUCGAUCUUUCUAUGACCGCGUCAAGAUGCUCGUGGGAUGGGACAGCACCCACAUCAUCCCUGGGGAAAACCCAUUCAACUCGAGCUUGGCAUCACUUAUCCGGGGUCAGGUGUUGACGACAGAUGGAACCCCUUUGGUGGGGGUGAACGUGUCUUUUGUCAACUAUCCGCACUACGGAUACACGCUGACGAGACAGGAUGGCAUGUUUGACCUGAUAGCUAACGGUGGUGCGUCACUGACUCUGCGGUUCGAGCGUGCCCCCUUCCUGAGCCAGGAGCGCACCGUGUGGCUACCCUGGAGCCAGUUUUAUGCUAUGGACACUCUGGUGCUUAAGACAGAAGAGAACACGAUCCCAGGCUGUGACCUGAGCGGCUUCGCCAGGCCUGACCCUCUUGUGAUUGCAUCCCCUCUCUCCUCCUUCUUCAGCUCCAAGCCAGGGGAGAAACCCAUCAUACCGGAGACACAGGUGCUGCAUGAGCAGAUUGAGGUGCCUGGCACAAGUUUAAAGCUGAGCUACCUAAGCUCUAGGACCCAGGGUUACCGCUCCCUUCUCAAGGUUACCAUGACUCCAGCUGUGGUGUCCAUGGGCCUGCUGAAGGUUCACUUGAUGGUGGCAGUUGAGGGUCACCUCUUCCAAAAGUGGUUCCAUGCCUCACCCAACCUGGCCUACACCUACAUCUGGGAUAAGACAGACGCAUAUGGGCAAAGGGUCUACGGUCUCUCCGAAGCCGUUGUAUCAGUGGGCUAUGAAUAUGAGUCGUGCGCAAGUCUGAUCCUCUGGGAGAAGAGGACGGCCAUCCUGCAGGGCUACGAACUGGAUCCCACCAAUUUGGGUGGCUGGUCACUGGACAAGCACCACAUUCUCAACACGCGUAGUGGCAUUCUUCACAAAGGCAGCGGGGAGAACAUCUUUGUGACAGAGCAGCCGCCAGUGAUCACCAGCAUCAUGGGAAACGGCCGCAGGCGCAGCAUCUCCUGCCCCAGCUGCAAUGGCCUGGCGGACGGUAACAAGCUGUUGGCGCCGGUCGCCCUGGCGAUGGGCAUCGACGGCAGCCUGUAUGUCGGAGACCUCAACUUUGUACGCCGGGUCUACCCAUCGAUGAACACAACUGGCAUCCUUGAAUUAAGGAACAAAGAUUUCAGGCACAGUAAUAACCCAUCCCAUAAGUACUACUUGGCUGUGGAUCCUGUUUCCGGGGCACUGUUCAUCUCAGACUUCAACUCCCGGAGAAUUUACCGCGUCCGCUCGCUAACCGGUGGCCAGCUGCUGUCGGACAAUGCUGAGGUGGUGGCCGGCACGGGGGAGCAGUGCCUGCCCUUCGAUGAACGCUGCGAUGCCGGUGGAAAGGCCACGCAAGCUACACUGAUGGGCCCCAAAGGCAUUGCGGUGGAUAAAAACGGGCUGAUGUAUUUCGUGGACGCGACCAUGAUCCGCAAGGUGGACCAAAAUGGCAUCAUCUCCACUCUGCUGGGGGCCAACGAUCUGACGGCGGUUCGGCCACUGAGCUGUGACACCAGCAUGGACGUGAGCCAGGUGCGUCUUGAGUGGCCAACAGACUUGGCAGUAAACCCCAUGGACAACUCUCUCUAUGUCUUGGAAAACAAUGUCAUCCUGCGAAUCACUGAGAACCACCAGGUGAGCAUCAUAGCAGGUCGACCGAUGCACUGCCAAGUGCCGGGAAUAGACUACAGCCUCAGUAAGCUGGCCAUACAUGCAGCUCUGGAGAGCGCCACGGCCAUCGCUCUGUCCCACAACGGCAUCCUCUACAUCGCUGAGACGGACGAGAAGAAGAUUAACCGUGUUAGACAGGUGAGCACUAAUGGAGAGAUCUCUCUCCUGGCCGGUGCUGCCUCCGACUGCGACUGCAAGAACGACGUCAACUGCAACUGCUUUUACGGCGACGAGGGCUACGCCCCCGACGCCGGCUUGAACUCGCCCACCUCGCUGGCCGUCUCCCCCGACGGGACGCUCUUCAUCGCGGACCUCAACAACAUACGCAUCAGAGCGGUGCGGGCCAACCGGCCCGGCCCCGCCCUCUCCAGCGUGGGGUUCGUGGGAUCCGCCCAGUACGAGGUGGCCUCACCGAGGGAGCAGGAGCUGUACGUCUUCAACGGGAAGGGGCUUCACAUUCAGACCGUGAGCCUUGUGACCGGGGAGCCUCUUUAUAACUUCACCUACGGCUCCGAUGGCGAGCUGGCCAUGCUGGUGGACAACUGCAACAAUACCGUCAAGGUGAGGAGGGACGGCCUCGGACAGGGAGGAGGAGCGGGCCUUCUCCGGCUGGUGCUGCUGCCGGAGAACCAAGUAGUGACUCUGGGACUUGAUCCCACCGGGGGGCUGCGGAGUGUGUCUGCCAUGGGCCAGGAAGUGGCCCUGAUGGGCUACAGCGGAAACACGGGCCUCUUGGCUACCAAAGCUGAUGAGACUGGAUGGACCACAUUUUACCAGUACGACAGCGAGGGUCGCCUGACCAAUGUGACAUACCCAACUGGAAUGGUGACAAGCCUCCACCGUGAGAUUGAGCGCUCCAUCAACAUUGACAUUGAGAGUUCUAGCCGAGACGACGAUGUCACGGUCAUCACCAACCUGUCCUCAGUCGAAGCCUCGUACACGGUGGUGCAAGACCAGGUGAGGAACAGCUAUCAGUUAUGCAACAAUGGCACCCUGAGAGUGAUGUACGCCAACGGAAUGGGCAUCAGUUUCCACACAGAGCCCCACAUCCUGGCAGGCUCGGUCAGUCCCACAAUCGGUCGAAGGAACAUCACCCUGCCCACAGACAAUGGUCUCAACUCUAUUGUGUGGCGCCUGCGCAAGGAGCAGACCAAGGGCAAGGUCACCGUGUUUGGAAGGAAGCUCAGGGCCCAUGGCCGCAAUCUUCUUUCCAUCGAUUUUGAUCGCAACACGCGCACGGAGAAGAUUUACGAUGAUCACCGCAAGUUCACUCUGCGCAUUAUGUAUGAUGCUCAGGGCAGGCCGGCCAUGUGGCUGCCCAGCAGCAGCCUGGCCGUUGUCAAUGUCUCUUACUCAUCCACGGGACAACUUGUUGGGCUGCAGAGGGGCAGCAUGAGCGAGAGGACGGAAUUUGACUCCCAGGGACGCAUCUUAUCUCGUUCGUUUGUGGACGGGAAGGUGUGGAGUUACAGCUACCUUGACAAAUCCAUGGUGCUGCUCCUGCAGAGCCAGAGACAGUAUGUCUUUGAGUUCGACGCCUCAGGUCGGGUCACGGCUGUCACCAUGCCCAGCGUGGCUCGCCACACCAUGUUCACACACGUGUCCGUCGGCUACAUCCGCAACACGUACAACCCCCCGGAGAGCAACGCCUCCAUCAUCCACGACUUCAGCGAGGACGGCCGGCCUCAGGCCACGCAUUACCUGGGCACCGGCCGCCGCGUCCUCUACAAGUACGGCAAGCUCGCCAAGCUGUCGGAGAUCGUGUACGACAGCACUGCCGUCACCUUCGGGUACGACGAGACGGCCGGCGUGCUGAAGAUGGUCAACCUGCAGAGCGGGGGCUUUUCCUGCACUAUCCGCUAUCGCAAGAUGGGGCCUCUUAUUGACAAGCAGAUCUAUCGCUUCAGCGAGGAGGGGAUGGUGAAUGCCAGGUUUGAUUACACCUACCAUGACAACAGUUUCCGCAUUGCCAGCAUGAAGCCCGUCAUCAGUGAGACGCCUCUGCCCGUGGACCUCUACCGAUACGAUGAGAUCUCCGGAAAGGUGGAGCACUUUGGAAAAUUCGGAGUCAUUUACUAUGACAUUAAUCAGAUCAUCACGACAGCCGUAAUGACUCUGAGUAAGCAUUUCGACACCCAUGGUCGCAUCAAGGAGGUCCAGUAUGAGAUCUUCCGUUCACUAAUGUACUGGAUGACAGUACAGUAUGACAGCAUGGGACGAGUGGUGAAGAGAGAGCUGAAGAUCGGGCCCUAUGCCAACACCACUCAGUACCGCUAUGACUAUGACGGAGAUGGACAGCUCAGCGGUGUCAAGGUUAAUGACUGGUCAACCUGGCGGUACAGCUACGACCUAAACGGGAACCUCCACCUGCUGAAUCCCGGCAACAGUGCUCGGAUCCUGCCGCUCCGCUACGACCUGAGGGACCGCAUCACCCGCCUGGGGGAUGUCCAGUACCGCCUGGACGAGGACGGCUUCCUCAGCCAGCGCGGCUCCGACGUUUUUGACUACAAUUCCAAAGGUCAGCUCCUGCGGGCCUACAACAGAGGGCCCGGGGGCUGGAGCGUGGUUUAUCACUACGAUGGGCUCGGCCGCAGGGUGUCCACCAGGAACAGCCUGGGGCAGCACCUUCAGUUCUUCUACGCUGACCUCAACUAUCCGACCAGGGUGACGCACAUCUUCAAUCAUUCCAGCUCCGACAUCUCAUCUCUCUACUAUGAUCUGCAGGGUCACUUAUUUGCAAUGGAGGUGAGCAGUGGAGAGGAAUAUUACAUAGCCUCUGACAACACUGGCACACCACUGGCAGUCUUCAGCAGCAAUGGACAGAUGAUCAAACAGGUGCAGUACACAGCGUACGGGGAAGUAUACCUCGACUCAAACCCAGAGUUCCAGUUAGUUGUGGGUUUCCACGGUGGUCUGUACGACUCCCUGACUAAGCUGGUCCACUUUACCCAACGGGACUACGAUGUUUUGGCUGGACGAUGGACUUCCCCUGACUACAGCAUCUGGCCCAAGAUAGGAAAAGAUCCCUCGCCAUUUAAUCUUUACAUGUUCAAGAACAACAACCCUCUGAGUGACAUGUUGGAUGUCAAAAACUAUGUCACAGAUGUGAAGAGCUGGCUCGUGAUGUUCGGAUUCCAGCUCAGCAAUAUAAUCCCAGGGUUCCCCCGCCACUCCCUCUACUUUGUGGAGCCCCCCUAUGAGCUGCAGGCCACCCAGCACUGUGAGAAUGGACAGCUCAUCACUGGUGUUCAGCAGGCAGCAGAGCGCCACAACCAGGCUUUCAUGGCCCUCGAGGGCCGCCUGCUCAACAAGGAGCGCCGCAGGCGUAAGGACAAGCCCGGCCACUGGUUCGGCACCAGCACCCCGAUAAUCGGCCGAGGAGUAAUGCUGGCUCUGAAGGAGGGCCGAGUGGUGGCCAGCGUCUCGGCGCUGGCCAGCGAAGACAGUCGCAAAGUGGCUCUGGUGCUCAAUGGUGCCCAGUACCUCGAAGGCACCCACUACACCCAGGACGGAAAGGACUGCCACUAUUUUGUGAAGGUGGGCUCGGCGGACAGCGACCUGCUUGCCCUGGGGCUCACCAACGGCCGUAAGUCGCUGGAGAGCGGUAUCAACGUGACGGUGAGCGGCCGGUCGAGGAGAGGCGUGACUGUGGAGUUCGCCGUUCCCUCGUUGGUUCUGAGCGUUCGGUACGGGCUCGCCGCGGACGUGGUGGACGAGGAGAAGGUAAGACUGUUGGAACUGGCCAGGCAGAGGGCCCUGGCCGGAGGCUGGGCCAAAGAGCAGCAGCGGGCGAGGGACGGGAAGGGAGGCAGUCGCCUCUGGACGGAAGGGGAGAGACAGCAGCUGCUCACGACAGGACGAGUACAGGGCUACGACGGCUACUACGUACUGCCCGUGGAGCAGUACCCAGAACUGGCCGACAGCAGCAACAACAUCCAGUUUCUCCGACAGAACGAGAUGGGCAGGAGGUAACAGCCCUCCUGAACUCACCUUGAAGGGCAGACUCCUCCAUGGGCCCCGCUUUAACAUCUCUGAAUUCAGAUCCUUUCUCCCUACCCAGCCUCCUCGACCUUACUCCUCCUAUAAAACCUGUGGAGAAUUUACCAACCAUUGGGGUUAUUCACGGAAUGCUGCAGGGACUUUUGAAAAGAAUGACUGACAAAAAAACAAAAAACAGAUUGUUAAUUUUACUGCCACAGGCAAAAAGAAAAAAAGAAUCAAGAAUUUAGUCAAACUUUUUUUUUUUUUAAUUUUCUUUUUUGAAAAAACUUUGAACAACUGAAAAAGCACUGAAGAACUUUAAGAACUGUCGCUUAAUGAAUAAGAAGAUUCCCCUUUUUAAAAAAGAUAGUGAUAUUUUCGCCCAUAUUUUUUGGGUCACACCGAGAACGGCCACGAUAGCGUCUGAUCACGAGGAUGACUUUCAGUGUGGUGUCUCUGUGUUUAAGGCUUGUCUGUCUCUAAUAUAUACUUAAGGCAAAGGGACCAAAGCGGAGACCAAGCCACUCCAGAGUGCAGCCAUUACCACCACACAUCAAGGGCGGACAUCAUGAACCGUGGCAUAUAAGGCAACCCCAAAAGUGAGUCGUCUCCCUGUCUCAGGCCUCCCAUUGUCCACCACGGACCUGUCCAACGCUGCCAUGACAGCACACAUCAAACCGACCGACACACAGGAUUAACGGCAUCUUUGGAAAAACCCGAGCUCUGGAUGGACUAGAGGAUAAACUUUUUAAAAAAACAAAAGAAAAUAAAAAACGUGAUGGCUAUAUUUGUGGACAGUGGAUUCACACAGCAUUGUUUAUUUUGCAACAGGGGGAGAAGAAUCAUAUUACUACGUAUGUGUCAGCCUACACUAAAUUUCAGGAUGUUGCGUAUAAUGUAGAUGCCGUAGUUUUGUACGUUUCAGUCGAGGUAGAAUUGUGAGACUUUCACCAAGGCACUUCUGUACAGAGCGAUCAAACACAACACCCACAGAGUCCGGAAAACAUGCUUAGUUAGUAUUUAUUUUACGUCAUUCUUUAUUUAUUUAUUAUUAGUACUAUCUGACAAUCAUGAAUGAGUCACCAGUUCUAUUCGAAAAGAACAUUUGAUGGAUGAGCUUUUUUUUUUUUUCUUUUGUAAAAUAUGUAAUAAAUGUUCAUUUUGUUUUUGUAUUCAUUUUCAGUUUGCUGACAGGGCAAAUAAUAGUCACCGUCAAAAAGAGUAAUUUAUGUAAUAAAGUGUUUUAAAAAAGCAGUUUAUACUUUAAAUAAAGUCUUUAAAACUGUGAAAUCUGUUUUUUCGAAGUAUAUUUCGAUGUACAGUGUAUAGACUUACCUUUAUGCAGCACAGUAGAAUAUUGUUCAGAAUAUCAAGUUUUAUAUUUCUAAGAGGAAGUGGCUUGUAAUGUGCAAAAUCUUUAGCUGGUCUUACUACUCUAGAGUUUUGUGGCACUCUAAUACUCCAUUAUCUAAUAUAUCAGUCCCCAGUUUGUUGUUUUUGAUUGUUUCUUUUUGUUUUGGAAGCAAAACCCAACAGCAGUAGCAGUAAUGGAUCCCUCUCACUGUGAGGAGACUCCUGCUGGAUGUCAUGAUGUACCAAAUCAGUAUUAUCGGAGGGUGAUUCUUAUACAUUCACUGAAACAAGACUCGUCUGAGAAGCUUAUCAAUAAAACAUCAUUGUUUACUUCAGCUGAGCAAUGUGUAAUUUGCUUUCGUCUCAUUUUUGUGUUAGAAGACCAACUGACUCUGACUGAACAACUUUUUUCAAUGACUUAUA
Molecule: messenger RNA, 9101 nt
Organism: Menidia menidia (Atlantic silverside)
Lineage: Eukaryota; Metazoa; Chordata; Actinopteri; Atheriniformes; Atherinopsidae
Source: the annotation of a GenBank genome assembly